This is a messenger RNA of Microsporum canis CBS 113480, 5868 nucleotides long. Its product is annotated as DNA repair protein rad8. The record is from RefSeq and is a predicted model, not a curated record. The coding region runs from base 1 to 5868 and encodes 1955 amino acids. The transcript is spliced from 9 exons. NCBI's taxonomy places the organism in Eukaryota, Fungi, Ascomycota, Eurotiomycetes, Onygenales, Arthrodermataceae. Gene Ontology annotation, molecular function: ATP-dependent chromatin remodeler activity; methyltransferase activity; ATP binding.
AUGGAUUUUGGCGAAGAAUGCCUCUCCCCAAGCAAGACGGACGCGUCUAGUUCAAUAUCCUCAGUGGAAGACAGCAGUGUUCUAUCUACCGGCACCUCGGACACGGAUGUUGAAUCUCUUCUCGACGCGUCAGUUGACCUUCGUCAUCAAGAGAAAGUCUUGGAAGAGCCUCCCGCAGUGCGUGAAGCAGUAACGGAAGAAAUUAGAUCUAUGCUGAUAUCAGUGCCUCCGGAAAUACUCAGAGGAAAAUACACUACUCUCCCAGGUGAACGGCCAAAGCCCGGACUUGACAGAUCACUUCCACCAAUCUGUAAAAUUGAAGAGAUUUUUGAAGAUCUCACUGCUCAAGCAUUGAAGAAUGGCUUUAAUUCCUUCCUUGACCAUAUUGGUUCUCAUGAACUACGCGUCGCUACUAUGUGUUCGGGCACUGAAUCUCCCUUGCUUGCUCUAGAGAUGAUACAAAACAGUCUUCGGCAACUUGUUGGCAAAACAUUUCGCCUCCAUCACUUAUUUAGUGCAGAAAUAGACGCGUUCAAGCAAUCCUAUAUACAAAGGAAUUUUGCGCCAGAAAUCAUAUUCAGAGAUGUUAAUGAACUGGUUGCGGAUGAAGCAACUACUGCAUUCGGAUCAGUGAGAAAAGUUCCAACUGAUCCUGAUUUAUUGGUAGUUGGUUUCUCCUGUGUUGAUUUCUCUGCGCUCAACUUUUAUCGCAAAACUCUUGAGGAGAUGGGGGAGUCGGGUCAUACGUUCUACGGAGUACUACGGUACAUGCAACGAUGCCGCCCAGCAUUGGUUGUCCUAGAAAAUGUGUGCUCUGCCCCCUGGGAGCAAAUCAAGACCAUUAUGCAAGAAAUCGACUACAGUGGCUACCAUAUGAAGAUCGACUCCAAGAACUACUACCUCCCACAGACACGUGAAAGAGGCUACAUGAUUUGCAUCGAUCAGAGGAAAAUGGUGACAGAGCCCGUAGGAGAUAUCAAAUCAAAGAAGCCAUCCGCUUUCGCGCAGAUGAUGAAGAAGUUGGAACGCCCUGCAAGCUCUCCAGUUACCCAAUUUCUGCUACGUAACGACGAUAUCCGCCUCCAGGAUGCAGUUAGCGAUAUAUCCGUGAAUUCAACGAAGGAUCGUCAAGCAGUUGAUUGGACAAGAUACAAGGCCCGCCACCUCGGGUAUCGAAUGAGAGAAGGUCUUGGGGAUAAACGGCCAUUGACUAAAUGGCAAGACAACGGAGCCUGCCAGAUGCCAGAUUUCUAUUGGCAUGGGUGGAGCAGAACACAAACCGAACGUGUCUGGGAUACUCUCGACGUUAACUUUUUGCGAACUAUAGCACGGGGAUAUGACAUCAGUUUUAAAUCCAGGGUCAUUGAUCUCUCUCAAGGUUUAGACAGGGAGCUGGACCAGAGAGCAUCUGGUGUUGCGGGAUGUCUAACGCCCCGUGGGCAGCAUUUCAUAACCUCUAGAGGAGGUCCGCUUCUCGGGAUCGAGGCUCUCGCACUACAGGGAAUUCCAAUUGACAAGCUUUUGAUCAAUAAUGAUGGCCAGCGUGAUUUACAUGACCUGGCAGGAAAUGCAAUGACCUCAACUGUAGUAGGAGCUGCUAUUAUAAGCGCUUUGACUUUAGGCUAUCAAGCAUUACCACAUUACUCUACUUAUUCUAAUCUUGAUAAUUCUGAGGUCGUUACCCAGCCGCCUUCCACCACACAAUGCCACGAGCUGAUACCACUGGUGACAAAUACCACAGGAGAGAGCGCUAUCUCAGUAAUGGAUAUAUAUCAGCUAGCUCUUAGAACCUCUCAGUUGUGCUACUGUGAUGGUCAGAUGGGGACGCGAUCGGAGAGUAUUCUUGUGUGCACGCUCUGCGAUCAUAAAGCAUGCUCGAGGUGCGGAAAGAAUCCUACACAUUCCUACAAACGUGUAGAUGCAGAUGAACUGAAGCAGCGUCUACCUCCGAUAGAGUUCCAAACGCGGGUCAAAACUAGACUGCCUAUGCGCCUCAUUGUUAGUGGUAUAGACGUUGACAUGUUCAGUCGUUUCCAAGAGCCAACUUUAUCACCAGAUGUUACCAAGGCUUGGGAUGCAUUCAUGGCUGCAAUUAAACCUGCUCUUGGAGAAGUUCUUAAAUUCCAAGGUGUAACCAGGCAGCCUGCAUGGGCUAUCACUUAUGAAAGCGCCAAUUCUUUGCUAAAGCUCAACUGCACCACAACUGGCCUCCAAUGGCUACUGUAUGCUAUACCAAGAAAAACAGAGCCAAGUAACUCACCACUUCGGCAAAUCCUAUCUUAUCCAAUUGCUAAAAUGGUGCCGAGCGGUGCAAACAUACUAGAUGGAAUAUGGCAAAUUGGGUCUCCUAUCAGCUCACAGUUUGACCUUCUAGUAACAGGUGGUGGAGGGUUGAUAGACUCCCUUCCGUCCCGGUCUGGCCUGCAACGCCCAAACUUUCGAAAUCUGAAAACUUGGUCUGUCCUUCAUAUAGAUGCAAAAGACGGAGAUAUGAGUAAAUUGGAAGCUGAUAUUCGUGGCGCUUAUAAGCUGCUGCCCGAUUGUGGCACUUCCAGUGGGAGUUUACGCAAGCGACUGAAUUCUCCAGGCGGCCCGAUUUAUUUAUUUUUGGAUCCUACAGAAAUUGGACCCCAUCAGUUGGAUUCUUGGGUAUUCUCAAUAGAUCACGAACGAUUAGAUUUUGGGCAAACAAGGAAUAUUAUAGCCGAGAUUCGCCCAAAUUGGAACCCAUUGUAUCUCAACCAGGAACAAGAGAUUGUUCAAUGUUGGUACCGGAAAUGGAGAGAAUCAGCGGAAGUUUCGUUGAACGUUUAUCAAACGUCACCUCCUCCACAAUAUUUUAUACCAGGCCCUUUAGAUAUUGCCGCAUCAUGCAGCUUCACUUGUGACAAUUCUUAUUCUGCUGUGCUUCAUUGCUCAAUUCCAGCUGAUUCUGCGGACAUAGGAACAGCAUUUGGAAUACCAAAGCAAGAAAAUUUGUUAGAAUCUACCUCCAUGCUCCGAAAAUUUGCAUGGAUAUUGCGGAGGGCAAUUGGAAUUACGCAGUUCGAAAAUUGGGAGAAUGUUGAAAACGAUAGGGUGUGCUUUGGCCUAGACUGUUUAACAUGCGCUCCUACGAAGCCUCGCUUGGCUUGGGCCCUCGAUGAGAAGGAUCGCGUAUAUGCAUAUGAAAACCCGGAAGAUGCAGCCUCUUUUGAAAGAAGCAUAAAGAAUAGACCUGCACCGUUUUUGGGAUUUACAACUUUUGACGAGCAUUCAGUGUUUCACCUUCGAAUUUGUCUUAAUAUCUUGAGUCUUCUUCAUCGGGCAGUUGGCAACCUGGGCACAAAGGAGAAUGUUUCUUUGCAAUGGCGCCUAUGUAUAGAUACAACGGGGUUUAUCCCGCGGCGGUUACCGAAACUUUUGGAGCGAGACAACAAAUUGGAUAUUGAACACGCCCAGCCCCCAAAUUUCAAAUACUAUCAUUUACGACCAGAACAACUGCGCUCUCUCCAAUGGAUGUGCCAUCAAGAAAGCGACAAAGCCUCAGCAUUUGUUGAGGAAGAAGUAGUUGAGGCUCUUCUACCUACUAUCAACUGGCGGGCAGAAGGUAAGGCUUCAAUAAGGAAACUGAUACUUGGAGGGAUCCUUGGAGACGAAGUUGGAUAUGGUAAGACUGCAAUAUCACUUGGUCUUAUUGAUAUAUACUACGAAAAGGACCGUGCUAGCGUUCCAAAACUUGUUAAGGGAAGAAUCCCUAUCAAAGCAACAUUGAUUUUGGUUCCUGGUCACCUCUUUGACCAAUGGAAACGAGAGAUACAAAAAUUUUUGGGCAAUACCUACAAAGUUUUGGAAAUUAAAGCAAAUUCUUCGUAUGCUUCGGCUACAAUACGCGACUUUGAGGAAGCGGAUAUUGUCUUGGUAUCUACAUCAAUCCUGAAGGGAACAUCUUACUAUACUGUGAUGGAGUGUUUUGCAGCUGCUCCCGAGCUACCCAAGGGGGAAGGCCGCAUUUUCGUGGAAUGGCUCAAAGAUGCCCUUCACUCCCUGUCAGACCAAGUCGAUCGGCUUAUUACCUCCGGCGCCACGUCUGUCCUAAGCAAUAUUCAUGAUAGGAAAGAGGAGCUUCAACGAGGGAAUGGCCUUUCAAAAUAUAAACCAUCAAAGCGGUUGAAAGGGCAAAAAUUUCAGGAGCAUCUUGUGAAAAUGCGACAGGCUGCUGCUGCCAGUUUACAUGAGACUACAUCAAUGGAUGACAUAAGUGGAGACAUGAACUCGGUGACUGUUGAGUUGGGAAAAAGAAAGAGAGAAGCCUCCAUCAUUGCCCCUGUGGCAGAGAUUCCGCAGGAUCUAAAGAAACAAAAGAAGGACAUCCAACCCCAACGGAAGGAUGGAGGAGUUUCUGUUGAAAUAUUCAAACUUUGUAUUGAUGAAGACGACGGUCGGAAGGUUGAUAAUGAGAGAUUAAGAGUAAUUCAACGUGAGAAGACGGUGACCCGACGAAGUAGCGUAUGGCACCAGAGAAGGCAUCAACUGGCCCAAGAGUUCUUAGACCAGUUCAUGAGGAAGAAUGUACCUGAUAUAGAUGAAAUUCCUUGGACCGAACAUAUCAUUGGAGUAUCCCUAUCAGCAGCUGAACGUGCAGUUUACCUGGAGCUUUUCAUGCAACUUAUGUCUCAAAAUUUGCGUCUCAGGAAACAUGGACGAGGACUUUAUGACUCUGAGGAGAUCGCUCGUCUAGAUGAAAUCAUUGGAACCAGCAGCGGCCCAGAAGAGGCGUUAUCUAAAUGUUGCUCUUUAUUUACAUUCACAGACUCUACACCUCUUCCGAGGCCCAUGUCACAGGAGAAACCUGGAACAACGCAUGAGGAAGACAAUCCUCUCAUGUCCAUAAGACGUAAACAAAUUGGUCGUCUUGCUGCGGAUAUUAUCUCUCAGUUGAAAAGGGCCUUAUGGCUCCGUCAGCAACUAGAUGAAGGGACAGCACAUUUUGAUAGACUACUGGAAGGCAUUCAGGAGGAUAGAUUUGGGGAUCUACUUGUUACUCUUGGUAUUAAAAUGCUUCUCCACGAUACAACAUUGAAGUCAACUCCGGAUGAUGGUAGUAUGUUCUACCUUACGGCACAUGAGAAGAAGAACCAUCUGGACGAUCCAAGGCCUGAGUUUCCUAAGAAUCAGACGGAGCUUAUCAGCGAUCUCAAUUACUGUACUGACAUUCAUGAGUACCGAAUCAUCAGAUGGGCUGAUCUAUGCCAUUUUGACUACAAUGCACAAGACAGAGAGCUUGCAAAGUACGGUAGCUCAAAGUUUACAGCAGUUAUCAACCUAUUGCAAGAUACGAAGAAAAUUCCAGGCGAUGACCAGGUUCUGCUCUUCAUUCAAUUCCCUGAGUUAAUGGAUGCAGCAGCAACUGCACUACAACUAGCAAAUAUACCUCACAUCGUUGUCCAGCCAGGAGAUCGAACUCCAGGAGGUAAAAUAUCUGAAUUCCAGAACGGAAAGGAAACAGUUAAAAGUAAGGUGUUGAUACUGAAUCUUGGAGAUGUAACUGCAUCAGGACUGAAUCUACAAAAUGCAAAUCAUAUCAUAUUUUUUGGUCCACUGGUUGCUCGAUCACAGUAUGACUAUGACUCUGGAAUGGCUCAAGCAAUCGGACGCUCACGCCGUUACGGUCAAUUAAAACACGUACAUAUUUACCACGUUUUGGCUCUGAGAACUGUUGAAGUAAACAUUUUUGAGCAACGGAGACGACAAUAUCUUGCAAAGAGGAGCGGCCACUUUGUUACAGUCGACAAGAGCGAGAUUAGAGACACUGAUGAGGUUGGCUGGCGAGGUUUUCCAUUAGAAGGAUCAAAUGCAGAGAAUUAUGACGAUUUUGAUGAGAAAUAG